Molecule: messenger RNA, 1650 nt
Organism: Danio rerio (zebrafish)
Lineage: Eukaryota; Metazoa; Chordata; Actinopteri; Cypriniformes; Danionidae
Gene: runx2a
Product: RUNX family transcription factor 2a
Biological process (GO): epithelium development; cell surface receptor protein serine/threonine kinase signaling pathway; osteoblast differentiation
Cellular component (GO): nucleus; transcription regulator complex; cytosol
Molecular function (GO): ATP binding; DNA binding; DNA-binding transcription activator activity
Source: RefSeq, marked provisional
CCGUAUUUCCAUCCGCUGAUAUCUGAACGGUCUCCUCAGACCGGAGCGCGUGUGUUUGUUUGUUCCCUUCCGAUGCCUUGAUAUGAUUUGUGCUCCCGCUUUAGGACUUCGAGGGUCACCACGACCUGCAGAAGAGGAGAGAGCCAACGUGUGGCUAUGGCGUCUAACAGUCUUUUCAGCUCGGUGACUCCGUGUCAGCAGAACUUUUUCUGGGAUCCGAGCACCAGCCGCAGGUUCAGUCCGCCGUCCAGCAGCCUUCAGCCGGUGGCGGGGAAGAUGAGCGAUGCGCAGCCGGAGCCGAACGCGGUGGUGCCGAGACUCCGACCUCACGACAACCGGACCAUGGUGGAGAUCAUAGCGGACCACCCCGCCGAGCUCGUGCGCACGGACAGCCCCAACUUUCUGUGCUCGGUGCUGCCGUCUCACUGGAGGUGCAACAAAACGCUCCCUGUGGCGUUUAAGGUUGUGGCUCUGGGAGAUGUUCCUGACGGGACGGUGGUGACGGUAAUGGCUGGAAAUGACGAAAACUAUUCGGCUGAGCUGAGAAACGCCUCCGCUGUCAUGAAGAAUCAGGUGGCGCGUUUCAACGACCUGAGAUUUGUUGGCAGAAGUGGAAGAGGAAAGAGCUUCACGCUGACAAUCACAGUAUUCACGAACCCACCGCAAGUGGCCACUUACCACCGAGCCAUAAAGGUCACAGUGGACGGACCGCGCGAGCCGCGAAGACACAGACAGAAACUGGAAGACCCCCCUAAACCGCCGCUGUUCUCCGAGCGCCUGAGCGAAUUAGAGCGUUUACGCCAGACCACCAUGAGAGUCGCUGUGCAAACCCAGAGUCCCCGGCCGUCUCUCAACGCCACGCCGAACUCCUUCAAUCCACAGGGGCAAACGCAGAUCUCAGACCCUCGGCAGGUUCAAUCCUCUCCGCCCUGGUCCUAUGAGCAGCCCUAUCCUCCAUACCUGAGCCAAAUGACGUCUCCCUCCAUCCACUCCACCACCCCGCUGUCCUCCACCCGUGCCACCGGCCUGCCCACCAUCAGCGACGUGCCACGACGCCUCUCAGGUACGUCAGAACUCAGUCCUUUCUCAGCCGACCCCCGCCAGUUUGAGCGUCAAUUCCCAAGCCUGUCGUCCCUCACAGACAGCCGCUUUCCCAGUCCCAGAAUGCACUAUCCAGCAACAUUCACCUACACCCCAACACCGGUGACCUCCGGCAUGUCUCUGGGCAUGUCCACCACCACCCACUACCACACAUACCUGCCUCCACCGUACCCCGGAUCCACCCAGAACCAAAGUGGGCCCUUCCAAACCAGCAGCACACCAUAUCUCUACUACGGCGCCUCAUCCGGGUCAUACCAAUUCUCGAUGGUGCCAGGGGGUGAUCGGUCCCCAUCCAGGAUGCUUCCACCUUGCACUAGCGCAUCCACCGGCAGCACCCUCAUCAACCCCAACCUGCCCAAUCAGACGGAUGGAGGUGAGGCGGACGGCAGCCACAGCAGCUCUCCAACUGUGCUCAACUCCAGUGGCAGGAUGGAUGAGUCCGUGUGGCGGCCAUAUUGAGAUGCUCUGGUUGAACAAAACCUCAAUGCAGCACUGUUAGCCUUAAAGACAGAGUGUUAGAAAUGAGGAUGAUCCGAUUUGAAGCACAAA